Astrephomene gubernaculifera is the source of this 1324-nucleotide messenger RNA. NCBI's taxonomy places the organism in Eukaryota, Viridiplantae, Chlorophyta, Chlorophyceae, Chlamydomonadales, Astrephomenaceae. The record is from the annotation of a GenBank genome assembly.
CAAUCAGCUCAAGCCCCAGAACCAGGGUUUCCUAGACACCAUAGUCAUAAUGUUGACAUCUUUAUCCCACGCUAAGGCUUCUGCGGGAUGCCGGGCGUUCGGCAGUGCACGCCCGCGCGUGGCCCCGCGCAUUUCCCAAGUUUGCCAAAUGGCACGCAAUAGCGCUUACAUGGUUGAGGUUGACAAUAUUGCCGAUGAUGAGCCCGAGGACGUGACUGUGCGCCGCUACAUGAAGCUUGUAAUGCAAAGCCGGGUGCUGGAGAAGCUGCGCGCUCGGAGGACCAAGGAGACCAAGAUCGAGGAGUAUAAGCGUCGCUUCCGGGAGCGCGUGGAGCUGCGCAAGGCUGGAUUUGUUGAGCCGACCUUUGACGAGGUUCCUCACCCUAUCUUCGACCAUCCUUUUGACGACUUCUUCAACAUUCGUGAUAAGGAUGAUCCUGAUGGUCCUUUCGAUGGCAUGGCCGCUGGUAACGAUGACUUCCUUGGCACGUUUGGCACUGGCGAGCAAGUGUGGGACAACACCAGCGCACAGGGCGGAUACGUGGAUGGCAACGCUAGCACGUGGCAGGGAGGAUACAUGAACUAACUUGUUUGGACUGGCGCCAGCUUCGGCGAACCCUGGCCAGCGUCCGCUACCCUGUGCUGCUCUCCUGCUUUGCCUUGCGCCGGGCACGAGCUGGGGGUGCUCCUGGGUGCAGCUGAGCAUGGCAGGGGCAGGGGCUCGUGGAUGCCUGCGACGAGGCACGCUGUGUGCAUAGUAGGCCGGCCGCUGGGUGUUGCUGCCCGGUGGAGGAGACGGCGACGUAUAACAUGUUGCUAGGGAAUGCAUCGCUGUGGAGGGGUUUCAGGCGCUGGCAAGUUCUGCUAGCGGUCUUUGGGGUUGGGCAACAGGUUGGGCAAGAGAAUGCGGUUUGCGUCUGGCUCCGAUUUUGGUUGUUGCAGGAACCGGAUUUACACAGCCGCUGUUUACUCUUGGGGACGUUGAGGUGGUGAUGUCAUACUUCCAGCAACACAGCGUUGGCUUGUGGCGCUUUUAGUGGUUAUCCGAUGACUUUCAGCUGCUUCCCAACGCGUUCGUAGUUGCACCAUCUGCGUAGUAUUUUGAGACACCGUUCAGAGAGAGAUGUGCCAUGGGAGGUGGUGAGAUGCUGGUGUGUUCCAAGUGCACGCGGCGCGUGUGCAAGGCAAAAGACAUCAAGAGUUACAAAAAUCGAGGAGGGUGGUUGGAGGGGCACGUUCGUGAGGGUUUCUCCUGCUUUGCACGUUUUGACGAGUGUUGCAUGGCCACAGCUCCACACCCGGCUUGUUACGGGGGAGGGGCAAC